Molecule: messenger RNA, 555 nt
Organism: Trachymyrmex cornetzi
Lineage: Eukaryota; Metazoa; Arthropoda; Insecta; Hymenoptera; Formicidae
Exons: 3
Coding region: 43-384 (113 amino acids)
Source: RefSeq, a predicted model, not a curated record
UUUUACAUUCUAGAAUAUUCUAAUACUUAACAUGACAUUUGUAUGAUUCGUAGACCGAAGUACAACGUGCGGGAGGAACGUACGGGAUACACGGUCCUGAUGUGGCUCUUAAUCAAAAAAUUUACGGAUAGAGAUGUCGGUAGUUACAAAUGCGUUUCAACAAAUAGCCUAGGAAAAGCAGACGGCACUUUGAGAUUGUAUGAAAUUAAAAUUGGCUUCGAAAGAGGAUCUCGAGCGAAGGAUCACGUAUCCAUUAUCGGUGGUUUAGCUGAGGCUGCUCAAAGUUCCGGUGCCAGCAGCGGCGUCGGUGGUUUCUACGGAAGUAGCAGCUUGUCGCACAUCCUAUCGAUGUUUUUCUUCAUACCGAUACUAUGGCCACGGUGAAGAAGGCAUCCACUGCUGGUCACCGCUAAGCUACUUAGUGCCGGAUGACUUUGUGCCAAAGAAAGACAAGAAUGUAGAGAAUGCGCGCAUGUGAAAGAUAAUGAUAUGAUAGAUAUGAUAGAAAAUAUAUGGAUGCAAAAGUAUGAUCAAAAGAGAAAGAAAAGAGAGAGA